UGUCGUGCUAGGCGAGCUUCCUGAUCCUUGGGCAGCCGUAGUGAUAAUCGUAGCCGUUCAUUUCGGAUGAGAGAGCAGAAGUUUAUUACGGUUUUGACUAUCAAACUUUAUCCAAUGAGCAAAAUCAUCCGCUGGCAAUGGCAGCCAUGCUCUCAAUCUCUCUAAACCCUAAUAUCUCAGCUUCAAUUUCCCUUCAUUCCAUUUUCAAGGGAAAUUCGAGGAAUUUAAGGCCGAAUUCACUUCACAUUAUCCCAAUCAGAACCAGGCAAAGGCCUGAACAAGAGACGAGGUGUUUAGUCGUGGUGAAUCAAGCGGUGAAAAGUACUCAAGUUCCGGUUCAGGUUUCUAAUGUCCGGUUCCGGUUGGAUAACCUCGGACCACAACCUGGGUCAAGGAAGAAAGGGAAGCGGAAAGGGAGAGGAAUAUCGGCCGGACAAGGUGGUAGCUGUGGGUUCGGGAUGAGGGGUCAAAAAUCACGGUCUGGACCAGGUGUUAGGAAAGGGUUCGAAGGUGGUCAAAUGCCGCUUUAUAGGCGCAUCCCUAAAUUGAGAGGCAUUGCUGGAGGUAUGCAUGCGGGAUUGCCUAAAUACAUUCCGGUUAACUUGAAAGACAUAGAAACAGCAGGAUUUCGAGACGGCGACGAGGUGUCGUUGGAGACUUUGACGAAAAGGGGUUUGAUUAAUCCAUCUGGAAGAGACAGAAAGCUCCCUUUAAAGGGCUUGAUAUGCUUGUAUCGCGUCGGUUUUCUUUUACGUCCCCUGCACGCAUGGUGUACCCUGUUGUAUUCGCAUGUCCUGUGUUUCUUUGAUUCUUGGCGACGGGGAGCUGAACGUAAAACUGAACUUCAAGGCCCGUGCGUUCUCGGCAUCUGCCAAGGAAAAGCUCGAGGCAGCUGGUUCCUCGCUGACUGUAUUGCCUGGCCGGAAGAAGUGGGUUAAGCCAUCGGUUGCAAAGAACCUCGCGCGAGCCAAUGAAUACUUCGCCAAGAAGCGGGCUGCAGCAUCUGCAGCAGAAACUGAGUCGACUUCUGCAUGAAUGGUAUGUAUCGAUUCGUUCGUUUAGACCCAAAAUACAAAACACCGGUUGUCGACUAAUGGAUAGGACUUACCGGAUUGUACGGAUGAAAGGUUCAACAUUCAAGGAAACCCUGUUCAUUGUGUCAUUUUCAUGGUUACUAGAAAUUAAACAUCUUCAUUUCCUAGGUUUGAAAUGAGUGGUUCGUUUAUGUGCGGAUGGUGGUGAGGUUAGAUACUGUAGCAUUGAGACAAAAAGUAAUUUAAACGCACCGUACCACUCAUCGAAACUCACACUAAGUUUGAAAUGAUUGUUUAUUGUUUAUAUGAUUAUGCAUUGGUUGACUCCA
This is a messenger RNA of Gossypium raimondii (Peruvian cotton), 1363 nucleotides long. RefSeq names its product 50S ribosomal protein L15, chloroplastic. NCBI's taxonomy places the organism in Eukaryota, Viridiplantae, Streptophyta, Magnoliopsida, Malvales, Malvaceae. Gene Ontology annotation, molecular function: structural constituent of ribosome. Bases 138 to 938 code for a protein of 266 amino acids. Gene Ontology annotation, biological process: translation. The record is from RefSeq and is a predicted model, not a curated record. The transcript is spliced from 5 exons. Gene Ontology annotation, cellular component: cytosolic large ribosomal subunit; ribosome.